AUUAAUUUUAAUGUAUUUAAAAACUGCAGUAAGGUAUCCUAAACCAAAAUAGUAUCACACCAUGAAGCUAAGGAUAUGAUAUACUGCCACAAGUUUAAAUGACAAGUGUUGACAUUUUAGAUCACCCAACAAUGUUUACAUUAUAAUCGAGAUAUUAAAAUUACAUUUGCUAUGUGAAAUAAUACUGAAACUCUAGAAGUCUAUAUAUUUUACUACCCUGGAUUCUCCAUUGAAACACGUAAAGUGCAUAAAAUAGAAUAUUGUGUCCCAGCAAUAUAAAAUUAAUAAUAUGCACCAAGCGUACGUGAAUGCAACAAUAAAUACAUAUAAAUUCUGCACAAAUAAGUUCAAUACUUUAUCGAGUGAAAGUCAAACAAACCAGCUCAAAUGGAUGAAACGCCAAAAUGCAGUCGCGAUUUGGACCGCAUACCACAGAAGCCAACGAAGAAUGACGAAACCAGUUCAAAAGAACUAAAUGUAUCAAAAGAACAGGCGACUAUAACUAUAAUACAAUCCAUAACGAAAGAUGAGGCACCAUCCACGAAAGCAGAAACAAAAAUUUACAUAGAACAGCCGACUUAUUCUAAAAAUCAAUGCCAAUCAAUACCCAGACCUCAAACAUCUACAAUGAGAGAAAAUAUAACUAUAUACAACGAAUUGAAUUUGCCGAAAUAUGAUGCAACGAUGGCUCCGAAAAAUCAAGUUCUUUCGACUCUAGGAAACAGUUCAGGGAGGCCUUCUCCAGGAAAUCCUGAGCCUGGACUUCAAUACUGUGUUGCCAGAGUUGCUUCAACAACACUUUCCUACAGCAGAAACAACUCUCAUUUAGGAACAUACGCACCAUUAAUCAUUAGGCCUUCCAAUCAAAGUCCUAUCACAACUCAACCUCGUUUGUCGUUGUUAAAACUUGCCAUUCCUCAAAGCCCACAGGGUCAACCGCAAAGUUUGUUUUUACAAGCGCUAUCAAAACUAAACGACAGUUCGUUAACUUUAUCAGUUAUCAGCCAUUUAGGACCUAAUUUGAAUAAAAUUUUCAAGUUUGAUCUAGAAUCUGGGUAUAUAACGCCUCCUGAUUCCUUGACGAGCGCGCCUCCGUCUUAUUCUUUCGUUUUAAGGCAAAUGGCGGUGAGAAGAAGACCUAGAUUCAUGGGAACUUUUUAUCCUUCGCCGUCUUUUGUUCCGCACACUCCGCCCCCUACUUACACUACUGCAUUUGAUGUGUAUAUCGAGCCAGCCAACGUCCCUCCUCCUCCUGCCAGAGUCUAUACAUUUGGUUUCGCACCGAUGCCUAUUGUGUGCCCAGAGUGCGGAUAUACGGGGAUGACUGUUGUAACGAGUCGAAUAACUAUUUGUACACAUUUAUGUGCUUUGAUUUUAUGUUUGCUUUGUUGUUGGAUAUGUGCCCCGUUGCCGUAUAUUUUGAGGUCUUGCAAAGACGUUUAUCAUUAUUGCAGAAAUUGUAGGAGUUUUUUGGGAAUGUAUUGCCCCACUAAUCCUGAGAGUGUCUAUCCGUAAUUUUACGUAAAUCAGGUUUUCUUGUAUUAUUUAGUAUGUUUUUCUGAUAAGUGUAACUUUAUUAAAGUUUUUAUAUUAUUCUUACAAGAUUUAUGUUUGAUUCGUAGUCGAUUUCAAAACGAAAUCAAAUGAU
Molecule: messenger RNA, 1648 nt
Organism: Helicoverpa armigera (cotton bollworm)
Lineage: Eukaryota; Metazoa; Arthropoda; Insecta; Lepidoptera; Noctuidae
Exons: 2
Coding region: 388-1515 (375 amino acids)
Molecular function (GO): zinc ion binding
Source: RefSeq, a predicted model, not a curated record